UUUUUCAUUCCGAUAUCAGAUCGAUGGAAUUUUCUUUGAACUGGUAUAGCAUUAACGUUUAUGGGAUUUCAAUAUACACCCGAUCGUGACUCGCAGUGAUUACCUCUAGCAGUGUAAUGGAAUCGUCCGGGGUUUUAUUCAGGUAUUUAAAGGUAUAUUUGUAUAUAUAAGCCUUCCUGAAUAUACAGGUGUUAAAGUUGUACGGCUACCUGUAUAAAAUCUACCUUGGAUAUUUUGAAAAGUGCGUUGUAUAUACGACACAGAGGGUUAUGUGUUAAUGGGUUAAAGGUAUAAAUCCGAUAUGGUGUGGUCCGGCCAGCGGGAAAUAUGGUAAAGUGUUUUUAUGAAUGCCAAUAACCCGUCUCUAUCGUGCCACAAGAGGACAAUGUGACGUAUGCAUUCGGUGUAGGAGAAAUAUGUACAUAUAUAUGUAAGCUCAUGUACUAAUGUAAACUUAACCCAAAGUGUCCAUUGUGGCAGUGUGAUUUCAAAUCGAUCUGGAAACGGAAUAUACAUUAUAGCGUGGACUGGAUAAAGUGUUCCAUAUUGUUCUGGUAUUUAUAUAUUUUCCUAUUUGUUGGAGUUUCCCUUAGGAGUGAUUCGCAAUGGAUAUCUCUACGUCAUAGUUUGAUACGAGGGCCGUAUUUGUUGGAAUGUUGUGAAUUAUAGGAUUGGAACAGUGGAAUUAACAGACAGGAUGGGAUCCGGAGGAAGUAAAAAAGAGGAAACUAAACACACAACGCCAGCGAAAAUAUCUACGACGAAAACGCUGAUGACAAAAAAUGACAAUGAUAACAAAAAUUCGUCGCUACAGAAACAAACAUCUGAAAAUCAAUAUCCUAACAAUAAUAGGACACAGUUUGAUAAUAAUCAAACAUUUCAAAAUAAUAAUGUCCAGAAAUCCUCUCAUUCCCUCAAUCACAUCGGAAUAAAAAAGAGGAUAUUGAUGAUGUUUUAAAUCUAGAUUCAGAAUGGUCUUCAAAGAACAAACGACAGGAAGUGUACCCUACACCUCUGUCUGAGCGGGGAGGUGUUCGUCGUGAGGACGCGCGAAAUGCUUAUAACAGACAAAUGAACAAUAACACUGUUAUUGAAAAUUACCCAGAGACAUACGCCCAGCGAAAUGCACGGGAACAAUACAAACGUACUGACCUCCUCAGACAGAAAACCAUAUAUAGGGAUCCAAAUGAAUGGGAACCCGAGGACAAAAAGCCGACAGAGGAGGAACAGUCUGAGGGACUUUCUGAACUUUCCGAGAACGAAUCGGGAGAAUUUGAUGUUUCGAAGUUCAGGGCAGCGAACAAAGCCGCUCCGCCACCACGAAGAGAUAUAUUUGAUCUGACACCAGAUCCGUAUACGUCACGACAUGGCUAUGACGACAUGCAUGACCCGGAUUCCUAUUACGAACAAGGUCGCCAAUCCAUACCCAGGAAAGCACCGACCUAUGAUAAAACAGAGGAAGACCUUAUGGCAGAUAUUGAGAAAAUCUUCUGAAGAAGCAAUAUGCUCUCACUUACCGAUUCAUUUUGGUUGAAUAAGCAGCUGUGAAGUCACAAUGGCUGACCAACUUGUUUAAGUUCUCACCUUCGAAGCAAUUACUGUCAAUAUUAUGGGAAUCGGCAAAGUUGGAUAUUCCUGACGUAUAUACAAUAUUAUUAUUAGAUUUUCAAGGAAGCUAAGUGAACAAUUAUGGUCCAACCGUGACAAAAUAUGCAUGGUGUCUUUGAGAAAAUGGAUGGAUAAUUUUGUUUCCAUUGAUCGACUAUACAUAUCACGCACGUUACAGUGGCGUGGCACACUUACCGUGCGUUCGUAGACGCGGUAAAAAAAUUCCUCUAAAAAACGAGACAUCCCGAUGUGUUUUGAAGUUUCCAAGACAUAGUUACCAUUUCUGCAUGGAGUAGAAAGUUUCAUGGGGUUUCACUAGUUGCUAUACCCACUUAAAACGUGAUCUCGUUUCUAUUGUCAGAUAAAAUGAUAUUUGAUUACAGUUUUGUGGAUCAAGAGCAUAUAUAUAGAGCCCCUUUGGUUUUGUUAAAAUAUCUACUGAAAGAAGUUAUCAUGAGAUGAUAUAGAUCUCAAUAUAUCAUUGAGAUUUUGGUACACACCCUGAAGCUAAUAUAUACAAAAGACACCCGCCUCUCCGGCCCACCACUUAGCUGACUUCCGGUUCCGGUUGUUACUUUUGUCCGAUAUUUCUAAAUCUCCCAGAGUGCUUUGGGGCCUCCUCAGUGUACGCAAGGAACCCCUGGGAGAAAUUUGAUAUUUCUGUUGAACUCGAUGGCAUUCCCAUAAUAUUAUUUAUCAGUUAUAACAAUUGCUUUGCCAGUAAAAUAAAACAUGUAUUUGUAUUUAAUGACAUUCUAUCAAUUUGCCAUACGACACAUACAUCAUGUCAAAUAUGUCUUCGUUAAUUAUGUCAAAAAAUUGAAGAUUGUAAUUGCUCCUCGAUGCCAAAUAAUUUAUAUCAUAUACAUUAUGUUGUCGACUAUUUAUUGUGGUGGAAUCGGAAGAUGCAUUAGAGACAUGUACAUUAAAAUAUUUAUUUUA
Molecule: messenger RNA, 2550 nt
Organism: Pecten maximus
Lineage: Eukaryota; Metazoa; Mollusca; Bivalvia; Pectinida; Pectinidae
Exons: 7
Coding region: 1072-1494 (140 amino acids)
Source: RefSeq, a predicted model, not a curated record